This is a messenger RNA of Aspergillus saccharolyticus JOP 1030-1, 1268 nucleotides long. Its product is annotated as RTA1 domain-containing protein. Gene Ontology annotation, cellular component: plasma membrane; fungal-type vacuole. Bases 257 to 1123 code for a protein of 288 amino acids. Lineage: Eukaryota; Fungi; Ascomycota; Eurotiomycetes; Eurotiales; Aspergillaceae. The transcript has 3 exons. The record is from RefSeq and is a predicted model, not a curated record.
UCAGGCCUCCAGGUUGCGACCAUGAAUUCCGUGUCCUUUUGUCGGAGACAAAACGUCUACCCCUCUCUCCUCUCUUCGUCGCGCUUCUACUUGUCAUGAUAGACAGGUUCUCUCGCAUUGUCGUCUCCAGCAGAUUCUUGAUGCUAUCAGCCUGUCGCCGCGAACCAAUCAGACGGACCUCCGUUCCCUUAUCGUCAUCUCAGAGUCGCAUAGCAGUACUUUCGGCCAGCAAAUUGCAACCCGCAACUCGCCCAGCAUGAGUUACUCAACGUGUGAGAAAGUGUCACUCGAGUGCCCCGUCGAGGCGACCACCUACGGCUACUACCCGAAUCUAGGCGGCAACAUCUUCUUCACCGUGUUCUUCGGCAUCCUAGGCGUUUUCCAGCUCGGCUUCGGCAUCUACUUCCGCGCCUGGACCCUGACGAUUGCGAUGGUCAUCGGCGCCUUCAUGGAGCUAGCGGGAUACAUCGGUCGGAUACAAAUGCACUACAACCCCUGGAACGAAGGCGCCUUCAAGCUGCAGAUCGUCUGCCUGGUGCUGGCGCCCACGUUUGUCGCGGCGGGCAUCUACCUCACGCUCAAGCACAUCGUGCUCUCGCUCGGGCCGCAGUACUCGCGCCUCAAGCCGCGCCUGUUCACCUGGAUCUUCAUCAGCUGCGACAUCGGGUCCCUGGUGCUCCAGGCUGCGGGUGGCGGUGUCGCGGCCGCGGCCGGGAAGACCGACCAGACGCUGCUGCAGAUCGGUGACGAUAUCAUCAUCGCCGGUAUCGCGUUCCAGGUGGCGACGAUGUCGGUGUGCGGGCUGAUCGCGCUGGAGUUUUUCGUUCGGGUGAUCCGCCACGGGCCGGGGUUGAACGGGGAUAUGAGUGUCGAUGGCACGAGGCAUAAUAUUCGGCUGGUGAUCUAUGCGGAGAUCUUUGCGUAUUUCACCGUGUUGAUUCGGUGUAUUUAUCGUAUCCCCGAGAUGGCCGGCGGAUGGGGCAACCCCCUGAUGCAAAAGGAAGACGAAUUCCUGGUCCUGGAAGGAAUGAUGAUUGCCUUGGGCCUCUGUGCCCUGACGGUCAUCUAUCCCGCCUUCAUCCUCCCGUCUAUGCGGAAGGGAUUGAAGAAGGAGAAGGCAUAGAGCGUGGCCGAUAUACACAACUUAGUACCGAUACUGAUAUAUAUACCCUGAAGAGAAGUAUGCAGAUACAGAUACCGACAUAGAUACCCAGAAUAGGAGUUUGGCUAUUUUCAUCAUACUACAUAUACUAUAGAAUGUUGAAGCA